UCACAUUUAAGAUUUCAAAUUUGUAACUGGAUGAUAGACUUUAGACUUUGGGUAAAGUUGAAAAUUUAUCGUAUCCCAUUUCCAAAAAAUCAGCAAUUCAAACAUCAAAUAUAAUAAUGAUAUACGUCCCAAAUACUAAAUCAAACAGAUAUAUUAGAAUGAUUGAUCUCAUGCGAAAUCUCAUUCAAAAUCCAAGAUGAAUGAUAUUGAAUUCGAAUUCGAAUUCGAUUCCAAGACGCGAACUAAAUGCCCGCGAUCAUAGGAUAAGAAGGGAUCCCCCAUUCAAAAAUUUUCCCAGGGGUAACAAAAAAGUAAAAUAAAAAUAAAAUAAGAAUUCGUUACCUAAGAUUUUUUUCCAAUAAUAAACUAUAAAUUAUCCUCUCAGACUAUUUGGGGGUGAGUUGAUUGCUUGACAACUAAGAGGUGAUGAAUUGUGCAGGGCAAUUAUUGCAUCUGUUGGAGUUGUUUGAAUUUUGACUCGGCAAAAUAGGCUUUGUGGUUCAGAAAGUAAAAUAUUUUUCUUUUUAAUAUUCAAUACAAAAAAAAAAAAAGAUUACUAUUUUCAGAAGUAAGUGUGAAAAAUUGAUCUCCUGCUUAAAUAAUCACAAAUGCUUAUGUUACAUUCGUUUGAGAGCGUAACCGGUAAAGAUUACUUACUUGGACUCGUAUGAUGCUAUAAUCUUUGGGGGCAUAUGAAUGAUGUUUUAGAGCUUUGUAUCUCAAGAACCAUUCAUUUUGAUGUUGGGGUUCUUCAGUGCAUUGAACAAACUGGAACACAAGUUAGCAAUAGUGUUGCAAGAGGAGACUAGAUUAGGAGACAACUCAGGGUCACUUGAGCUGUGGGAGCAGAGGCAAAAAAUGCUUUACUAAUAGUUUCUGUUCAGUUUCUGGAAAAAGAGCCUAAAUUGGAAAUGAGCUGAGCACCCAAAGUCAGUCAAAUCCUAUGAUAAUGCUAACGUUUUCAGAGCGUAAUAUUUCAUGUGUUACACUAUGACUCAAAGCAUCAAACAACUGCAAGAGUACAUAACAUUUACUGGUUCAUUGGUUGAUAGUAACAUUUCCAUCGAAAAAGAAAGAUCAAAUCUAUAAUGGCAAGACCUGGCAACAAGAUCAUCCAUGCCAAGAUGGUACUAGUCGGGGACAUGGGAACUGGAAAAACCAGCUUGGUCCUGAGAUUUGUAAAAGGUCAAUUUUUUCAGCACCAGGAACCCACUGUUGGUGCUGCUUUCUUUACUCAGAUAUUGUCUUUGCCUGAGGCCACUUUGAAAUUUGAUAUAUGGGACACUGCUGGACAGGAAAGAUACCAUAGCUUAGCUCCAAUGUAUUACCGGGGUGCGGCAGCAGCCAUUGUUGUCUAUGACAUCACAAGCAUGGACACCUUUUUACGUGCAAAAAAGUGGGUCGAAGAAUUAAAAAGACAAGGUAAUCCGAAUCUCGUGAUGGCUUUGGUGGCAAAUAAACAAGAUUUGGAACCCAAUAGGGAGGUCAACUUUGAGGAAGGCGAGCAAUUCUCAGAAGAAAAUGGGAUGUUCUUCACAGAAACAUCAGCAAAAACUGCCCUUAAUAUCAACGAGCUCUUUUAUGAAAUGGCAAAAAAAUUGGCAAAAGCUGCGCCAUUGCAGCCAACAGGAAUACGUCUGCAAAGCAACACACAGAGUCGGAGAGCCUUUUUUUGUUGCUCCCGGUAACAUUUAUUUUGUUUCUGCUGUCAUGAGGAGCAAUCUAUUUCAACCCCUUGCUUUUGAAUAUUGAAAGCUGUUGAUCGAUGUAUUGAAGAGCCAUGCCAAAACUCGGCAUUGUUGACUGAUAAGACUUUAAUUUUGAUACAUUAUCUGAUUUUUGUUUGGUGAUGAUGAA
Coffea arabica (coffee) is the source of this 1857-nucleotide messenger RNA. RefSeq names its product ras-related protein RHN1. Lineage: Eukaryota; Viridiplantae; Streptophyta; Magnoliopsida; Gentianales; Rubiaceae. Gene Ontology annotation, molecular function: GTPase activity; GTP binding. The record is from RefSeq and is a predicted model, not a curated record.